UCUAUGUGAGGAAAUAACAUACAUCCAACGCUUUUGGCCGAUGUUUUUAGUUCUAGCGACAUCAUAUACUUGACCAGAGUUACACAGCGCACCGCUUUCAGAGGCCGGAACUAGUAAUCUUUUAUAUAUUGUCGAAAUGGGUCUUUUAGAUAGGCUAAGGAAGGAGUGGUUCAUUAUAGGAAUAGUGCUUGUGAUCACCUUAGCAAGGCUGGAGCCUUCUGUAGGGGUGAAGGGAGGACCCCUGAAGCCUGAGAUCUCAAUCACAUAUAUUGCUGUAUCUGCAAUAUUUUUUAACAGUGGACUCUCAUUAAAAACUGAGGAGUUAACCAGCGCUUUGAUGCAUGUGAAGCUUCAUCUUUUUGUCCAGAUCUUCACACUCGUAUUUUUUCCUGCUGCAAUAUGGCUUUUCCUGCAAAUCUUAUCAUUAACCACCAUCAAUGAAUGGCUGUUAAAAGGGUUGCAGACUGUUGGCUGUAUGCCUCCUCCUGUGUCCUCUGCUGUAAUUUUGACCAAAGCUGUUGGUGGAAAUGAGGCUGCUGCUAUAUUCAAUUCAGCCUUUGGAAGUUUUCUGGGUAUUGUUGUAACGCCACUUUUACUGCUACUUUUUCUUGGGUCUUCCUCUUCUGUGCCUUUCACCUCCAUAUUCUCACAGCUGUUUAUGACAGUAGUGGUCCCUCUCAUAGCUGGACAGAUUGUCCGCAGGUUCAUUAAGGACUGGCUAGAGAGGAAAAAGCCUCCUUACGGUGCUAUCAGCAGCUGUGUGCUCCUUAUGAUUAUCUACAUGACAUUCUGUGACACUUUCUCAAACCCACAUAUCGACCUGGAUAAGUUCAGUCUGAUCAUAGUGGUGUUCAUCAUAUUUUUCAUACAGCUCAGCUUCAUGCUUUUAACAUUCAUCUUUUCUACAGGAAAAAAAUCAGGAUUCACUCCUGCCGACACAGUGGCAAUUAUGUUUUGUGCUACACACAAAUCCCUCACUUUAGGGAUUCCAAUGCUGAAGAUAGUGUUUGAGGGCUACGAGCAUCUUUCCUUAAUCUCUGUCCCGUUGCUGAUCUACCACCCCGCGCAGAUUCUGCUGGGCAGCGUGCUGGUUCCAACGAUAAAGGCUUGGAUGGUCAAACGGCAAAAGGCACUGAAGUUAACAAAGCUGCAACCUGUAUAACAAGAAGCCCUGCUUUAGUCCUCCAUGAGUGUGCAGGUGAUGUAACACACAGGGGACCUUUUGCGUCGUCAACAUCUGCUUUUCAAGUGCCUUAACAGAUCCAGCUAGGAACACGGUCUGGGUUUUAAACCAGCAGGUUUGGUCCUGCAGAGGGUCUUUCUGCUGACCUUUCUUUUUUUAUACAUCUAUAUUUUUUUAUAUGUAAGUCAAGAGAUAAUGAAGAAUAAUCCAAUGAGUUCAUUCCAUGGCGUCUGCCAUCUGUUGAACUAUUGAGACAUUUGUAAAAAGGUGAAGGAUUUCCUAAUAACUUUUUGUGUGAAUUUUGAUCUGCUGCUUGAUGUUAUUUUAUUAAAAAAAAUCUUUUCGAUUGACUGUAAAAAUUAUUCAGUAUGACAUUUGACCUACCAUUAAUACAGAUUGGUAGGUUGACAAAAUACAUGUUACCUUUUAUUGUACUUGAGGUAGGAAAACUCUAGAUAUUACUUAGAUAUUGUAAGCUGUUCACAGCUAUUCCAAGCUACAGCAUUAGGAGUAUAUUAAGAGUCUGGCCCACUUUCUUAUUUAUAAAAACUUGAGACAUGACAGUGAUUCAAGUACCAACUGAAGACAUAUUGCAUAUACCCACACUCUCAGUAUGGAAUGUGAUGGGACAAUGAAGUCUUUAUAUCAUGGGAAAUAGUUACAGGGUUGCUUAGAAGACGUUAAGGUGUAUGGAUGGUCUGCGGUAAUGUCUUUGAACAUGUACUGCGUCAAAAUAGGUUAAUGUGUUCUUGUCUCAAUGCGUUCAAAUGUCUUGCAAGUCUAAAAAAAAAAAACAGACUCCCAUAAAACACACAUUGCUCUAUUUGCACCCUUGUUUUCACAAGGAAAAAACAACUGAAAAUAUUACAUAUCUAGCUAAAAGAAAUAACAGUGAUGUAGGCUACAUAAGGUCCUUUUUAAUUAAUACAUCUCAUUGCUUAUUUAAAGUUUUGGAGCAUUACCCAUUUGUUCUUCAAUGCUUUGUAAAUCCUCAGUGAAUUUGCCCAUUGUGAUGAUGUCUGUAAGAUACUGCUACUUUAUAAGCCAAUGUGUGUUAAUUGAAGGUCUUUAUGCGAAUAUCUCUGUCUCAGUAGUUAGAUAGUCUUUGAAACAUGUAAGUGUCAUUAUCCUGCCUGCUUUUUUGUUUUUAUUAACCUAUGCAAAUUAGAGUGCAUGCUAAUGAAGUCUCUAAGCACGCUACUCUGCUGUCCUGAACAAUAUGUCUCCCGCAUAAUUGCCACCAAGUACCUACAAAGCAAACAUCUCAGCUGUGAGUGGCCAUUGGUGCAAUUUACUUGAUCAAAAUGUAUUGUUGCAACAAGACAUCUCUGACUGGCAAAAAUCUUUUCAUUGAUUAGAACUGCAUUUCAGAGGAUAAGUGGGUAUAUUUCAGUCAGAGAAAGCCACAAACAGUAUGUGUCCAUUUCAUGUCAACUGAUCAUUAAGACUUACCGAACUUCAUAUUCUGACUGAACCACCUUCUGGUAUUAUCAGCAAACUAUGGAGCUUUGAACAUACAUCAGUCUAGGAUGCUGGUAUGUUGCUUUCUUAGUGACCAUAUUGAUCCUGGGACAACUGCACUUACAUAAACAGUGAUUCAUGCACCUUCACAGUUAAUGGAGUAGUACAAUUUACACAGAGUCUGUAAUGGGGGUUCUAAUCUGUGGACCACACAGUUUAGCAAUCAAACUAAAGUCUUCAAGGAGUCCGUUCAAUCACACAAAAACCAAAUGUGCAUUUUCACAUCAGUGGUCACUUUGUUUCAGUUUGACUCUAUUACUUUUAAUCUUUGUGUGAUGCCUUUCUUUACAACAUCCACAUUGAGUAGUUCCUUCUAGAGAUAUCAGUAAUUGGGCAUUCUCAAUCAGAGAUGAUACUGAAUCUCUUGCUGUUUGCGUGUUUUCCAUAGGUGUCCCCUAUUUGUAGACACAGUAUAGAAGAGUUGCUAUGCAGAAUCAGGCAUUAGUGACUGCUGAUAAGUUUGACUCUAGGGUUACCAAGACUCAUGACCAGAAGAUAGGCAAGAAGAACAAAUUACUUAAACGUGUUCAUGUGUUGUUCAUAUCAUGGUGUUUAUGUCCAUGCAUUGAACUGUAUUUUUAAAAAAGUAACACGCAAAAGUGGUCAAAGGACUAAGUACAAUAUUAUAGCCACAUUGUUUAAAAUUUUUCAUAGCAGUUCACGCUACUUAUUGUAUUACACACUCUCUUUCUCAUUAAUCAAUUUUCGCAGUAGCCAAAUAGGUACUUGUAGCCCUAGUCAUGAGGGUUUCUGACAGCCUACAAAUGACUUCUGAUAGGUGUAAAAAGAAACCGACAGAGUUGGUUUCUAAUGGUUUUUCUUGAGCAGCUGUUUUGGCGUGAGCGGUUUCCACAGGGGAGCCUGGUUCUGUUGUGGUUGUUCCCAAGUGAGUGGGUUAUUCUGCCUUGUAGAGAAGGCUAUUGGAACUUGCCUUUACAUUAGUAACAUUUUCCAAUCAAUUGGGAAGGUCUUUGGCUUUUUGCUUUUUUCAUGCAAUACAUUUCAGGGACAAGAACCUUGUUUGAUUUGCAUUUAAACUAAUAAGGGUUAUCUACAGUAAAGGUCAUUAUUACUACAAUAUAAAAAUACAAGUUUGCUGUUUUACUACAUACACUCAUUUGUUAAAAACAAAUGUAAUGUAAAUGUUUUAGAACAUUGUAUGAAAAGAAACAAACUGCUUGUUUCACCUCUAUUUGGAUUGUUAUAUAUUUAUUUUGAAUAUACAAAACCAUUGCUUCCCUGUAACGGACAAUUUAAGAAUGAUUAAUAUCUUACAAUUAAAUCUUCCUAAAUAAUUCCUAAUUAUAAGACUGAACCCUGGUUCCCUGUGUUAAUUGUCUCAUAGGAUGUUCAGUAUUCAAUGAGAAUGCAGCUAUUCUAGACUGCAGCCAUGUCUUAUCUGUAACAAUUACUUACGGUUCAAGAGUGCCCUUGUUAGAUUGCUCAAAUGACCUGCCCUCCUCCUUUCAGUGAAUAACAGGCAACUAUUGAACCAGGCAGGAUAAACAUUCUCUGUUCUCAUUUGUUAAAAUAAUAACGGGGCUUGUGUCAUCCAUUGUAAAGAGAGUAAAAAUAGCUCGGGAUCUCAGGACUGUAAACAGUGCAAUCUGCAGUCUUGCAGUUCAUGAAUACUCUGAAGACCUGAAACCUUUUACUUGUAUUUAUUUUUGUGUUGUUAUUCUCGGUCUAAGCAGGGUCUCAUGUUGAGGUUAAAUACUGUGUAACAAUCAUGGCCAAUGCAGCCUUAAAAAGAAAACAAUCUGGGUAUUCUAUUCAGUGUUCUAAAAAUGUGGAAAAUACAUUCAUGACUGUUUGCAUGCUCCAUUUUUGAAUGGCUGUAUUUUAGCAUCCUCAAUAUAAUACACAUGUCUGCAGACCCUAACUGUUUCCUAUUCCAGCAAUGUGUUUGUAUGGUUUUGUAGUUACAUUUGGAUUGUAUUCCUUUUUAAUUGAAGUGUGUGUAUAUAGAGCGCAUGUUAAACUGUUUUGCUGUUAAAGUGCUUUUAUCUGCACUAUAUACAGAAAAUAACGUACACUACAGAAAUAAAUGCAGUAAAAAGAAAUGGUCCAUUUUUCAGUUGAUUUGUGCCACCAAAGGACCAGUAAAAAAAUAAACAUUUCUUUAUGUUAACGAGAACGCUAAUGUCAAAAAAAAACCCCAAACUACUUCUCAUUGAAUUGAAAGGCUUUUAUUUCCACUUGGUUAUAACUUUUCUCAAACAGCAUAGCGCCGGUUUUCCACAGUAAUGGCAGCUACCGGAAAUUGUUACUUUUCUAUUGAUCCCAGUUGAGGUCCAAAGCUGUAUUUUACAGAAUUGUUUACACCUUAAUAUGUGUUUCUGAGUUUUACAGCUUUAAAGGAAAAAAUAGGCUUGCUGUUUCUUCCCUGAUAUUGAACUUUUCUCGAGUGCCAUCCAAAGUUAUUUGUUUUGUGAAAUGCCAAAUAGUUUCUGUUUAUAUUUACUUUCCUGGUUUUAUUGUUUUUCAU
This is a messenger RNA of Polyodon spathula (Mississippi paddlefish), 5192 nucleotides long. RefSeq names its product sodium/bile acid cotransporter 7-A. Lineage: Eukaryota; Metazoa; Chordata; Actinopteri; Acipenseriformes; Polyodontidae. The transcript is spliced from 12 exons. The coding region runs from base 137 to 1162 and encodes 341 amino acids. Gene Ontology annotation, cellular component: plasma membrane. The record is from RefSeq and is a predicted model, not a curated record.